AUGGACAGCAUCUUAGGCGAGAUCGCCGCGGCCCUGCAGGCCCGCAACGGCCCAGCCGCGGUUCGCUUGGUGCGGGAGUUGGACACCUCUCGGUCCAACCUGCUGGAGCAAAUCAUUCAAGGCUCGGACUCCCUGAGCCCUGCAGUGUUCAAAGAUGUGUUGGACGGCGUGCUGGCGCGUUGCGUCAGCGCAGGCGGCGCGAGCGGCACGCGCGCUGCUGUCGACAAAGCUAAGGACAAGCUGGCUAAAGAAGAGAUCCUUGUAAUAGACUUUUUGGCCAGUGUGGCCGACGACGCCAAAACAUGGGCCAGCUGCGCGCCCCUGCGCUGCCCCGAGUGCGCCGCAGCAGCCGGCGCCGCCGCCGCGCGCGCAGCCGUGGCCAUGGUUGCGGCCGGCGCGUGCGAUCCUGGUGGCGGUGGUAUCCUUGGGCGGCGCGCUCACGCGCGGCUGCUGGCGCUCACCCUGCUCGUUUCUCAGCUGCUUCGCGGCGACGCGGUGACGGAUGCUAGGCUCGCCAUUGCGGUCGCCGCCUUGCGCCCCAAGGGGACACUCGAGGCUGUGUUGGUGGCCGCGGCGAUGACCACCCUACCGCAAGGCUGCCCAGCGGGCCUUGGCAGCGCGCUGCUUGCGGAGUUCGAUCCUCUGCAGCUGAUCAUUACGGUGACCGACAUGUUCAUCAACGCCGAAGAGCAGUCUGCGGCGGCUGGGGUCGCGCUCAGCGCAGAAGGCGCCGCGGCGCUCGCGGCGUGGUCGGAGCUGCUGCAGGCUGCGGCGGGCGGCGCUUUUGAAGUCAUCUGUUCGCGCCUGGCCAAGGGCGGGGACGCCGCGCUCCCCGCCGUCUUGCUGGCGGGACUCCUGCCCCUCGCCAUGCGCGAAGACGCUGCGGCCAUGGCAGCGCUCGCCGCGCAGGCCGCAGUGCGCGCGGCGCUCCUCUUCCCGCUGCUCGCGGCCACGGCGCGGGCGUCCAGCUUGCCCCGCGGAACGUCGCUUUGGAUCUGGCAGUCGAUUCGCAUGUUGACCAUCGCCGGCCCCACUGACGCCAUAUUGGCAGCCUGCGGCGGGGCGCUGGCAAGGCACGCACUCGGCUUCAUCGGCCAGUCGUCCUGUCACGCGGGCGGCGCUGGGGUAGACAGGGCCCCCUACGUCCUUGCGGCGCCUGCGGUGUUACAAGCUGCCCGCUUCCUGGCGCACGCGGCCCGCGCCGAGCUGCGACGUGGCGCCCCCCCGCGCGGCAGCUGUGUCGCUGCUGCGCCGGGCGCGGCAGCCGCGCUGGUCAGCGCCGCGCGAAUGGGGCUUGCGGCGGUUAACGCCGAUGGAGACGCUGCCUGUGAAGAAGGUAGUAUCCUGGCCAGCAUCUGGGACUUGAUGGCGAUGGUGGCCUUUGUUGAGGCGCAGUUAAUCGGCAGCGCCGACAGCAGCGGCGGCGGCGGCGCUCGGGCUGGCGGCGGGGAUAGGGCCGGUCGCUGGCUCGGGGCGCUGCACGCCUUGGGGGCCAUGCCGCUGGUUGCGGACGCGCUGGCUGUGCCGGGCCUCGCUGGCGAGAGCAAGGCUAUGACUGCACUUGCUGCAGCAGUGCUGGCUUACAGCCUCCCUCAGCAGCAGCAGCAGGCGCAGCAGCAGGCGCAGCAGCAGGCGCAGCAGCAGCAGCAGCAGCAGCAGCAGCAGCAGCAGCAACAUGCGUCGAUCGCGGGCGGCACCGCAACAGAGGGGCCAGACCUGCGGCGGCGCGCCUGGGCGGCGCUGGUGGACGAGCGCGUCGCCUCCUGCAUCUCGGGGAUACAGCUGCUCUGCGACUUCCGGCGGACGAGCAGGGGCGACCUGGCCGCAACGCCGGGGGCGCUCGCGUUUGUGGCUUCCCAGUCAGCAAGCCUGGAUGUUUGCAUGUCAGGCAAGGGGGCUGACCUCCUGAAAGCUGUGGAGGAGUGGGCGUCCGCGGAGUGGGCGCAAUGCGGCGCGGGCGGCAGCCGCGGUCGAUUUGGUGACAGCGGCAGCGACGACGGCGGCAGCAGCACGAGGAGUGGCGGGUCACAUCAAGAUCAGACGGAUGAGCCAGGCUCGCCGGGCAGUGACGGGCAGGCCGCCACAGGGCAGGCUGAGGCGCCAGCGGCGAUUGUGCGCGCAGAGCAGUCCUUGGAGGCCAUCGUGCGGCUGGCCGCCGAGGCGGCGUCGGCCGGCGCCGAAGCGGCGACGAUUGUGGAGGCGGAAGCGCGCGUGGCACUGGCGGAGCUGCGCGUCAGAGAGGCUGCCGCGGAUGUGGAGGCGGCGCUGCUGGCGGCGAGCGACCUCGCGGCGCCGCAAUGCCGCCGGGAGUGGCUGCCGUCGCAGGGCCCGUUUGGUGGCGCCGCGCAGCUCCUGACAUUGCGGGACGGCUGCCGCGGGGCUCUGCUGGUUGGCCUGGCCAUGCAGCCGUCGCCGCCGCCUCCGACACAGCAGCAGCAGCAGCAGCAGCAGCAGCAACAGCAGCAGCAGCCGGACCCCGGCGCCGCGUACGCCGCGCGCCGCACCGCCCUGGAGGCAGCCCUGCUGCUGUUCUGCUCCGCCGAAACUGUUGUGCUACUCGUGCCGCACCAGCCCCUCUCGGCGCAGCCUCCGCCACCAGCGGGCCCGGACGCGGCGGCUGCGGUUGCCACGGACGACAGUCUGCUCGGCCCGCUGCCGGCCGCCGCGCAGCAGCUGCACAUGUUGCUGCAGGUCAAGCGGUUGAUGGCGCACGCACACCUUAAUGGCGGGAACGGCGGCGGCGGCGGCUCCGGCAUGGGCGGCAGCCACACUCCAGAGGCAGCGGCCGCGGCGGCGCUGCUGUCGGCCGCGCCGCCGGUGCUGCACCCGGUUAUCUGGAGCGGCGGCGGCGGCAGCGGAGGGCCCGGCGCAGCAGACGACCUACAACGCCUACAGGCAGAGACAGAGCGGCUGCUGGGCGGCAGCAGCAGUAUCGGCGGCGGCGGCGGCAGCGCAACCCCUUUGCAUCUGGCGAGCGGCGACGCCCCUUGCGCCGGCGCGGCCACCAGGGCGGGCGCAGGCCGGCUGUUUGUGUGGGGCCGCGCGCACGGGCUCCCGGAGCGCUAUUCGGCGGAUGUUCAUGCCGCCGCCGCCGCCCGCGCGUCGGACGCCUUCGCCGCGCGCGCCGCCGGCCCCGCGGCCGCCGACUACGCGCGGCGCCUCUUGGUCGCCUGCCUCGACCACUGGCGGCGCGGCCGGCAGGCGUGCGGCGCCGCGAGCCUCGUCGCGCGGCGCCCAUGCGUCCUCCCGCCGCAUGGCGCGGAGGCGGCCGCGCCCGGCGCGUCGGCUGCAGACAGCGAGGCGCUGGCGGCGCCGGCGGCGUCGGCGGCGCGGCACGAGUCGGGCGUGCUCCUGUGUGUGGCCGAUCCCGACGGCUCGGCCCUGGGGCAGCCCGCGGAAUGGUUCACAUUGGAAGAGGCCAACGAGGCGCCUGCACAAGCACUCCUCGCCGCCCGGCGCGCGGCGCGUGCGGCCGACGCGCCGUGCGGCGCAGCAGGGGAGGGGCGGGCGCUGGAGGUGCAAGCGGAGCCGCUCCCUGGCGGCGCCGCCGCCGCAGGGCCCGCAGGCGGCGGCGGCAGCGGCGGCCGCGCGCGGCGGCGGGCCACGGCGACGGUGCUUGGGCCGUGGGCCAGCUGUUGGGCUAUUGCAGGCGGCGGCAGCGAGGGCAAGUACGACCCUGCAAUGGGCCUGCAGCAGCCAGGCUUUGUGGGGGGCCGCAACAGGUUGCUGUGCCUGGAGCUGCGGGCGCCGCCGAUCCGCCGGCCUGGGCCCGGGCAGCAGCAGCAGCAGCAGCAGCAGCAGCAGCAGCAGCAGCAGCAGCCGGGCGUCCCGAGGCAGCCGCCGGCGGCGCCCUCGCCGCCGCCCACGCCGCCGCUUUCGCAGCAGCAGCAGCAGCAGCAGCAGCAGCAGCAGCAGCAGCAGCAGCAGCAGCAGUCUCACCACCAGCAGCACGCGCAGGCGGCGCGGAAGAGUUUCCCAGCCUGCAAGAAGUGA
Monoraphidium neglectum is the source of this 3993-nucleotide messenger RNA. RefSeq lists its product as hypothetical. The coding region runs from base 1 to 3993 and encodes 1330 amino acids. Gene Ontology annotation, cellular component: Set3 complex. The record is from RefSeq and is a predicted model, not a curated record. The transcript has 6 exons. Gene Ontology annotation, biological process: nuclear-transcribed mRNA catabolic process, nonsense-mediated decay; regulation of transcription by RNA polymerase II. Lineage: Eukaryota; Viridiplantae; Chlorophyta; Chlorophyceae; Sphaeropleales; Selenastraceae.